Dioscorea cayenensis subsp. rotundata (Guinea yam) is the source of this 2299-nucleotide messenger RNA. RefSeq lists its product as uncharacterized. The transcript has 10 exons. The record is from RefSeq and is a predicted model, not a curated record. Bases 353 to 1801 code for a protein of 482 amino acids. Gene Ontology annotation, molecular function: zinc ion binding. Lineage: Eukaryota; Viridiplantae; Streptophyta; Magnoliopsida; Dioscoreales; Dioscoreaceae.
UUGAAUCAAGCAAAUAGCCAAGUUGCACUGCCUGUUGUUAUCUGGUUCUAUUUCCAGGGCUCUCCUGCACUUCCAGCUUAAGGAGGGUCAGUAAUGUCAGCGCAUCGAAGAAGGGGCCCACCAUGAGAAGCUACAUCCCACUCCAUUCCCAGCGAGACAAACUCCUCGCGCUCUCGGCGCCAUUCCCCCCGACCUCCUCCUCCACGCCCUUCAGCGAAGCUCCACGGCGGUGGUAUCCAUGGUGAAGAGAUCGAUCGAUUGAUUAAGGCCUCGUGUUCUUUCCAGCUGUCUUGGAUCUUGGCUUGAGGUGGUGGUUUCUUGAAUCUUUGGUUUUGUUUGCCGUCUUGGUUUUAUGGAGAAUUCUGAGGGCCGCUCUCGAGGAAACGAAGGCGUUAAGCUGGAUUCCGCCGGCCGGCAGGAUGCUGAUCAAGGUGAAAAUAAUGAAGGGGAGAUCACCCCUACGCCAACUCAUCAUUCCAGACGACCCAACCUUUCGUCCUUACAAAUUCCUGAAAGAAAAUUAGAAAAUACGUUGCCUGCUUCAGUUAGAAUUAAUGUUCCUCCUGUACCAACCCCUUCUUCAACAAGGGCUGGGUUGCCCCCUAGACCUGCUUCUGCAAGGACAAAAUCAUCUACAAAAAAAUUGCUUCCACAAUGGAGCUUCAAGGCAAAAAACACAACCCCAGAGGGUGAUAGGGCCAUUCUUCUGAUUCCAGGUGCACCAACAUCAUCAGGACAGCAGGACAAACCUUCUACAUCAAGGACAUUCUCUCUUCCCAAGGUUUUCUCUGCAGUAUCAGGGAAAUUUACCCACUCUUUACCUUCGACUCCAAUUGGGAACCCAGGUUUGACAACCACACCUGAUGGGCAGGUGGCUGAUUUGCCUGAUUCAGAUAAACAAGAAGUCAAGACGCAUAUAACACGUUCAUUUUCGGUACCAGGAAAUGCAAAACCCCGAACUUUAGGCCGCAUGGAUUCACUAAGUAUGAUUCGUGUUAUCACCCCCCGCCCAGCUGCUGUUGACAAUACCAAUCAAAAUGAUGCCAUAGAAAUAGAUGAUGCAUCUGAACAUGACGGAGAAGAUAUUCCUGAAGACGAGGCUGUUUGUAGGAUAUGUUUAAUUGAGCUUGCUGAAGGUGGCGAAACCCUUAAGAUGGAGUGCAGUUGCAAAGGAGAACUUGCUCUAGCACACCAAGAGUGUGCAAUAAAAUGGUUUAGCAUUAAAGGUAACAAGACAUGUGAUGUCUGCAAGCAAGAAGUUCAAAACUUACCUGUAACCUUAUUGAGAAUACAGAAUUCUCAGGCUGCUAAUAGACGGGCAUCAAAUGCAUUCCAACAAAGGGAUGCUGCUCGAUACAGGGUUUGGCAAGAUGUGCCAGUUCUAGUGAUGGUUAGCAUGCUUGCCUAUUUCUGCUUUCUGGAGCAACUUUUGGUGACUGAUAUGGGCUCUCGUGCACUUGCUAUAUCUUUACCUUUCUCUUGUGUUUUGGGCCUUCUGUCAUCCAUGAUAGCUUCUACAAUGGUGAGCAGGAGUUACAUUUGGGCUUAUGCUUCCUUCCAGUUUGCCAUUGUAAUCCUAUUUGCUCAUAUCUUCUACAAUGUGCUCAGAGUGGCCGCUGUACUGUCGGUCCUCCUUUCCUCAUUCACUGGAUUUGGUAUAGCAAUUAGUACAAAUUCUUUGCUAGUGGAGUAUCUGAGAUGGAGAGUUAGACAAAAUGUUCAAUCAGCACAGCAAAACACUCCGGCACCGCGAAAUGCGCCUGCGCAGCAACAGGAAUCUAGAGGAGGAGAUGAUCCCUGAAGUUGGAAAUGCAGACACUGCUCAGCAACGAGAAACAGGAAGCCAAACGCUGAACAGCACUGCUGUUCCUUAAAAUUGUUCCUAAACCCAAUACGCAGAUAUGUAAAAUAUUUGUAGUGUGAGUUUUCUGGUCGCCCUCUCUCUCUCGCUCUCUCUCGAUGGAGAUCUUUUUAUUUUAUUCUAUUUAGUUUGUGAGAAAAGCCAAGACUAUGGUUGUAUGUACAUAUAUAUAUAUUGAAGGAAAUGGUGAAGUAUAGCCCACCACCACAAUCUUUUGGAUAAUGUGUACAAAAAGGUGGACGGCUCCGCGAGCUGCGUGUUGUAUUGUUGCGCUGUCUGAAGGAACCACAUCCAGGACAAGAUAACAAAAUUAUUGCCUCAAGCUCGGCAGCCCUGAGUAAAAUAUUUCAAAAAUGGGAAGUAAAAUUUGUUCCAUUAGUGAUAAACAUUUGAGUACAUUGAUAACUAAAUUUGACUAGAGUUUGGUGCUUGUUUUUU